Molecule: messenger RNA, 963 nt
Organism: Engraulis encrasicolus (European anchovy)
Lineage: Eukaryota; Metazoa; Chordata; Actinopteri; Clupeiformes; Engraulidae
Product: G-protein coupled receptor 35-like
Exons: 2
Coding region: 1-963 (320 amino acids)
Biological process (GO): phospholipase C-activating G protein-coupled receptor signaling pathway; positive regulation of Rho protein signal transduction
Cellular component (GO): plasma membrane
Molecular function (GO): G protein-coupled receptor activity
Source: RefSeq, a predicted model, not a curated record
AUGAACCUGUCUGGAGACCAGAUGUGCAAUGAGACCGGUAAGCUUGAGGCCCAGACCUUCCAGCAGGUCGCCUACAUCCCCGUCUUUGUGCUGGGCCUGGUGCUGAAUGCAAUGGCUGUGUGUACCUUCAUCCGGAGACGUCGACAAUGGACAGAUUCGCACAUCUACAUGCUGAAUCUGGCCCUGGCUGACUGCACACUGGUCCUCUUCCUACCAGUCCGAGUCUACGAUGCCUACCAUCCCAUCCAGCCCUCACUGCUCUGCACUGUCAUGAUCUCCAUCCAUUACGUCAACAUGUACGCCAGCAUCCUCACCGUCACCUGUAUCAGUGUGCACCGCUAUCUCAGCAUCAGGUUUCCCUUCUGGGCCCAGCAGCACACCAGAGCCAGAAAGAGGCUUGCCGCCUCGGUCUGCACUUUCAUCUGGGUCACCAUAGUGGCAAUAUGUCUGGCCUUUCACUCCGAGAAUCUGCCAGAAAACCUCUGCACAUGCUAUUCACGUUCAGAAAAGCCUCUAUCUAUACAGUUCCUGCUGGCUUUGGAGACUGUUGGAUACUUCCUCCCAUUAUUGAUCAUGUCUUUCUGUUGUAUCCAGAUUUGCUGUAUUCUUCAGGAUAGGCCAGGGGAGAUCUCUGAACCGGGUGGGGCAGGGGAGACCUCUGAACAGAAGUUGAUAUUUAUCAGGCUUGUAAGAGCUAAUUUGAUAGUGUUUGUUUUUUGUUACACCCCUAUCCAUCUGGCUUUUUUCUUGGUAGAGUACCACAAGGCUCACAAGACAAGCUUGUCCUCAAUGCACAAGCAUAUUCAUGAAUUUCGCGAAGUUUCUGAAUGGAUUACCACCACAAACUGCUGCCUGGAUUCAUUUGGAUACUACUUUUUGCUGACUCUGAUGUUGGAAGAGGCAGGGGUGUGCUCCUGUUUUCACAACAUUGGGAGCAUGGAAUUGUCCAAAAUGUUCCUAUGA